Cantharellus anzutake is the source of this 879-nucleotide messenger RNA. RefSeq lists its product as uncharacterized. The record is from RefSeq and is a predicted model, not a curated record. The transcript is spliced from 4 exons. The annotation marks the transcript as partial. Lineage: Eukaryota; Fungi; Basidiomycota; Agaricomycetes; Cantharellales; Hydnaceae.
GAAAUUCAUAUGCUCACAAUCAAGUCCAGCGGGCAUUAUGUACCUAGUUCUUUCAGUUGGGAUGGCCGCACUGCCACGUCGUAAACGAGUAACAAACUAGAGUACAGCAACAACAACAACAACAUUGUGCUCGCCCCCAUCACCUUGAUCCAGUUUCACUGUAUCUAGAGUUUGCCAUACUUAGGGCCGUCCUUAAUGUAGCCUCAAAAUGUCCGAUCUUCGUGCAGACUGGUGGAGAAUUGUGCCAUGAGCGCCACAUUGUUGCUUUGCGUCAUAGGAAUAGCGCCUUUAAUAUAGUUGGUUCCGAAGCGCCCAUAGAGAUUAAACUGUUUCACAGGGCCUCGGUUUCGACACUUGUAUACUUGGGAGGGUCCGCAGCUCUUUCAGCCGCAUACUAUGACAGACUCCGGUUCGGUUUGUGCAGAAUUGUGUUGUGCCAGUUGUUGCGUUGCAGCACUGGGGUGCUUGCAGCAAUGGUGUUUCUUGGCGCCCUGCGGUGUCCGAAGGUCCCGCGGGACAACGGGUUGCUGCAACAGUUCAUUUGGAGGUUUUGAUAAAGAUGAGGACGACAUAACCAAGGCUGAACGAAAAGACAAAGAGAAGCAGCAAGCCAAGGAGGCGGAGGGCAAGAAAGACCCGACUUCACAACAACCUUCGCCUCAUCCAACCAUGAUACUCACCCCUCCAACGCCCGUAAUCCAAGACAGUUCCAAUGAACGAGUUCGAUCGUCUCAAAACGCUCAUGUCGCAUUCCUCACUCCGGCCAAUUCAAAAGUCAACAACAUGAGCAUACCAGCACGAGGCAGCCCAUGAUGGAGUGUACAAUGUCUACAAUGUUUUCUUCGACUGUAUUCCAUAAUGAUCAUACUUGGACAGCAC